Oryzias melastigma (Indian medaka) is the source of this 2256-nucleotide messenger RNA. Its product is annotated as putative PIP5K1A and PSMD4-like protein. Gene Ontology annotation, biological process: phosphatidylinositol metabolic process. NCBI's taxonomy places the organism in Eukaryota, Metazoa, Chordata, Actinopteri, Beloniformes, Adrianichthyidae. Gene Ontology annotation, molecular function: phosphatidylinositol kinase activity. The record is from RefSeq and is a predicted model, not a curated record. The transcript is spliced from 16 exons. The annotation marks the transcript as partial.
GCCUCCCCGUCUGUGCAGACCGCCUCGUCCACGGUGAAGGGCGCCAUCCAGCUGGGCAUCGCGCACACGGUGGGCAGCCUGACGCAGAAGCCGGAGCGAGACGUGCUGCUGCAGGACUUCGAGGUGGUGGAGAGCUUCUUCUUCCCCAGCGAGGGCAGUAACCUGACUCCGGCUCAUCACUACGGAGACUUCAAGUUCAAAACCUACGCUCCCAUCGCCUUCCGCUACUUCCGGGAGCUGUUCGGGAUCCGGCCCGAUGACUACAUGUGCUCCCUGUGCAAUGACGGUCUGAUCGAGCUGUCGAACUCCGGCGCCAGCGGCUCUCUGUUCUACGUCUCCAGCGACGACGAGUUCAUCAUCAAGACGGUGCAGCACAAAGAGGCGGAGUUCCUGCAGAAGCUUCUGCCCGGAUACUUCAUGAACCUGAACCAGAACCGGCGGACCUUACUCCCAAAGUUCUACGGGCUGUACUGCGUCCAGGCCGGAGGCAAGAACAUCCGGAUCGUGGUGAUGAACAACCUGCUGCCGAGCGCCGUCCACAUGCACAGCAAGUACGACCUGAAGGGCUCCACCUACAAGAGGCGGGCCUCGGCCAAAGAGCGGGAAAAGGCCAUCCCCACCUUCAAGGACCUGGACUUCAUGCAGGACAUGCAGGAGGGGCUGCUGCUGGACGGGGACAAGUACAUCGCUCUGUGCAAGACCAUCCACAGAGACUGUUUGCUCCUGCAGAGCUUCAAGAUCAUGGACUACAGCCUCCUGCUGGCCAUCCACAACGUGGACCAGGCCGCCGCCGAGGCGGUCGCCGGGACCUCGGACCAGCGCCGGCCGCAGGGCCAGAAGUCUCUGUACAGCACGGCCAUCGAGUCCAUCCAGGCCGAGGGCGGAGCUAUGGCUUCAAUGGAGUCGGAGGACGAGACGGGCGGCAUCCCGGCGCGGAACGCCAAGGGGGAGCGGCUGCUGGUGUACAUCGGCAUCAUCGACAUCCUGCAGUCCUACAGACUGGUGAAGAAGCUGGAACAUUCCUGGAAAGCUCUGGUUCACGAUGGGGACACCGUGUCGGUCCACAGACCGCGCUUCUACGCCGAACGAUUCGAGAAGUUCAUGUGCAACCGCGUCUUCAAGAAGAUGCCGCUGAAGGGCUCCCCGUCUAAGAAGCGGCGUGCCAACGGUCCGGGGAAGAAAGGCGUGGGCUUCGGGCCGUCUCUGUCCACGCAGAGCAGCAUCAGCCAGCAGCCCCCCCUCUCUGUGCAGGCCGGCUGGGACGGCGUGGAGGGCGGCGAGGUCGACAGCGCGAUGCAGUCGGACCGCCCUGACCUCCUCCCCAGGACGCCGGCUGCCAGCGGCGCCGCCAGCACUCCCAAAGCCCCACUUCACUCCUCCGCAGGAGCAGAGGCGUCUCCUGUGAACCCGGCAGUGGAGGGGAGCGACGGGACAAAGGAUGAGGAGGACAGCGCCCCCAUGAGGUCAGAGAGCUCCGCUGAGACGUUCUUUUAUCUUUAUUUUCAGUUUCCUCUGCAGGUAAGCGUCCCGGAUCAGUUGGGGGUUUGUUUGCUGUUUAUCAUUGUCUUGAAUUACGUCAGCAAGCGACAAGAAGUUUCCAAAAUGGGGCUGGAAAGUACGAUGGUCUGUGUGGACAACAGUGAAUACAUGAGGAAUGGAGACUUCCUGCCAACCCGGCUACAGGCGCAGCAGGACGCCGUCAACAUCGUCUGUCACUCCAAAACCCGCAGCAACCCGGAGAACAACGUGGGCCUCAUCACCAUGGCGAACAACUGUGAGGUCCUCACCACUCUGACCCCGGACACCGGACGCAUCCUGUCCAAACUGCACGCCGUCCAGCCCAAAGGGAACAUCUGCUUCUGCACCGGCAUCAGGGUCGCUCACUUGGCUCUUAAACACAGACAAGGGAAAAACCACAAAAUGAGGAUCAUAGCUUUUGUUGGGAGUCCUGUGGAGGAUAAUGAAAAGGAUCUGGUCAAGUUGGCAAAGCGCCUAAAAAAAGAAAAGGUGAAUGUGGAUAUCAUCAACUUUGGAGAAGAGGAGGUGAACACGGAGAAGCUGACGGCGUUCAUCAACACUCUCAAUGGCAAAGAGGGAACCGGCUCUCAUCUGGUCACGGUUCCUCCAGGACCCAGUCUGGCCGACGCCCUGCUGUCCUCGCCCAUUCUGGCGGGUGAGGGGGGGUCCAUGAUGGGACUUGGUGCCAAUGACUUUGAGUUCGGUGUGGAUCCCAGUGCGGACCCAGAGCUGGCGCUG